AUGCUAUCCGCUGAUAGAUCGUUACCGUUGGAAUGCAACAAAACACCGUACGCGCCGAGUGAAAGCGAAUAUCCGUAAGAAGUUUCACCUCGUUUAUGCGAAGGGACUUUUUUGUCAAUCUUAUUAUACUUAUUGCUUUCUAGAUGGAACAUGCUUUAUACGCUAUUAUACAAUGCCGAUAAUCUAAACCACUUAGGUACAGUUAACAGUAUUAUAUUUUACACUUGCUCAUUAUACUUACUCUCAUCAGGGUUAGGAUGUCACUGUAAUCUUAUAGUUGCUAAAUUUUAAAUUUUAUAAAUGCGAGGCAGAUAAGAUGUAUAGAAAUCAGAGUAUUAUAACUUGGAUGCAACUCCUUUUGUUUUUCUACACAGCGUAACACAUAAUUUUAUAGCGACUAUGUCAACUAGAGUAAGUUCCAAGUAUGUUAAUUUAGAUAGUGGAUACAAUAGAGUGAGUCAGUCGUAAAAACCAUAUCUGACCUAGAGAAAAGAAAUAGAGAGACGAAAGUGUUUGAUUAAAGGAGUUUCUAUCUUGAUAUUUAAGAAUGCUAUACACUUAAAAAAAAUUUUUUUUUUUAAUUCGUGGACUUCAGUUCGAACUCAGUUUUUCAGUUUAAGAUAUCCAUCUUCAUUAGUCAAUUCGUUAAUUAUUUCAAUCUAUAAUUGAAAUUUAUGAACGAAAGGGUUACAAUAAAAUGUUGCAUCUCAUCAAUAAAUUCUUUUUGAAAAUUACAGAUAAAAUAGUUCGAUAUAAAAAGUUAAUAAAAAUCUAUUAUAAUAAUCAGAUGAGAUGAUGACAAGGAUUUAUUGCACUCUCACGUGACCAUAAAGAUUUGAUGUAUGUGUUCUAAAAUUAUAUCGUAUUUGUCUAUUGCUCUUGUUGAAUAUAACUCUAUUUUGAUGAAAUUAUUAAACUUUUAAACUUUCUAUUUAGCAUUGUGCCAAUAUUAGUAGUAUGUAUGUGAAGCAAAAUAGUAUGACUUCUCGGAGAUAAAGUAUUUCUUCCUAAAUUUAUAUUUUAGACUGAUACGAAAACUAAAAAUUCUUAACAUAUCAUGUAACCAACAACUGAUAUGUUAUUUUUAUUGACACAUGUUAUUUUAUUUUAUUUUAUUAUAUAUCUGCUUCACAGAAUAUCCAAAUUGAUCGACUCUAUUUUUAAAAUUAUUUAAAACUUUGAUUCACUUUGCCAAAUCUACUUGAAUUGCUUAACUUUCUAUAUCUGAAAUAAAUUUCCUUAAUGUAAUUAGAUUGAACGAUAAGCGACAAAAGUCUUUUUGGUCGUAGAAUAACAAUUUAUUUCAAAAGUCAAUAUGGUUAUUUCAAAAAUACACUAUUUAAACUUUAGAGAAAUUCAAAAAAAAAAAAAAAAGGAACGUACAAAUGUGUAUUAUUUUACAAGUUUCUCUACUUCUCUACUUGUUAAUCGAUUCGACUCAUAUACUUGCAUGGUUACUAGACAUGUCCACGUGUCACUGUACAAUAUUAACGAGAUACUAACGUUCCAUUCAUAGAUCGCCAAAAUCUUAGCCUUGCAACUCAAGGACCUGCAGUUCAAAUUUCUUCCUCACUUGCACUCAAACAAGUGAAACAACAUGUGCAACGCAUUUGCAAGCGCAACUGAAACCAUAUUAUGUCGCAUGGAGCCCUCAAUUAUUGUGUAGCCGUCGGCCAAAGUCAAAGCACAGAAACGGUGGAAAAGCUGAUCGACUGGCGAACGUCUUCCUCUGCUUCAUCGAGAGAUCGUGCACGAUGGUGUUCGUAUUCGCGUUGGAACCAUCGACGGCGGUGUGCUCGGUCGUCGCGGUAUCGACUUUGGCCGGUGGUGGUGGCUGUUGUCGCGGCACAGUUGGUGUCGCGGAGGGAGAGAACGCGGGUCGCGGCUGCGCCACUCUCCGGGUCCGUCCAGCUGCAGCGGCUCGCGAGAGGAACCCACGGGGACACCUGUCUCCCCCGCGUAACCGUGAACAUCCGGCGAGGACCGCGCCGCCGACGACGACGACGACGCCGAUCGUCACCAGGGAGACCACCGCGCUACCACCGCGACCGCCGCCAAGUGCGACUACGCGCCUCCACUCGGGUGUGAUCCAACGAGGCUGUGUUUCAACGAGACGGACAAGAUCGACGUUCGUGGUGGAGGGCUGGCUAAUGCACCGCGGCGGCGGUGUCGCCGGAAGCGGUGCUGCUGGAGGAGCCGCUGGUAUCGCCGGAGGAUCAGCCGGAAGUAGCGCGUUACCUUCGACGAGUCACCGCGGCCUCGAACUGGAACAUCCGUCGGCGAUGCCCGGUGCCCCGGGUUUCCAUUGGGGGGCGAUGCUCGCCGGCCACCAUGCGGCCGCUGCGGCGAGCAUGAUGCAACCACCUCUGUCCGCGGCCGGUGAGUACACCCCCGCGCCGGCACACCAUGGCCCUACUCACCCUGCCAUGCCCAUGGACCUUCACGUUCAUCAGGGAUUCCCUUACUACAGGUUAGUCUAA
Molecule: messenger RNA, 2480 nt
Organism: Heterotrigona itama
Lineage: Eukaryota; Metazoa; Arthropoda; Insecta; Hymenoptera; Apidae
Source: the annotation of a GenBank genome assembly